AACGAACUCCAAAGCCCGGGCUUGUUUUGAUUGCGAAAUUUGUCUUUUUCCUCGUAUUUUUGUCGAUUUAUCUGUAAAAUAAGGAAAAAAUCUCGUCAAAUUCGGUUGUGAGACACUUGAGAGACGCGAUGGAACAGAACGAAAAUGCAAGUAAUGCCGCCAACACCGUCGCCGAGGCAGUUCUCAACAAAGAAUUACUCAAAAAAUUCAACUUUUGGGAAAAAGAUCGAUUGGAAUCCUUCAAAAAGUGGCCUUUUGACGACAAGUCGCCGUGUAACACUGCAAAAAUGGCUGAAGCCGGUUUCUAUUGGUGCGGCACUGACACUGACAUCGAUAGUGCUGCGUGUUUCCUGUGCAACAAACACCUGGACGGAUGGGAAAUCGACGAUGAUCCCUGGAGUGAGCAUUUUAAGCAUGCACCGCAAUGUCAGUUCGCAAAGACACAAAAGGCAGAGAAGGAUUUGACGGUCGAAGAAGUGCUGAAUAUUUUUGAGAUAAUGUUGAAAAAUAAUGUAGAGAGGAAGUUCACGGAAGAGAAAAAGAAUAUCAAGCAAGUCAUCGAUCAGAAACGAAAGGAAUUGACAAAGGCAAUGAUGCGCUAAGUGAAUUAUAUCGAACGAAAUAUGAGCGUUAUUUUUGUAAAAAUUAGGAUUUAAUAAACAUUUUGUAUCAAUCAA
Culicoides brevitarsis is the source of this 677-nucleotide messenger RNA. RefSeq names its product baculoviral IAP repeat-containing protein 5 (gene Det). NCBI's taxonomy places the organism in Eukaryota, Metazoa, Arthropoda, Insecta, Diptera, Ceratopogonidae. The coding region runs from base 129 to 602 and encodes 157 amino acids. The record is from RefSeq and is a predicted model, not a curated record. The transcript is spliced from 3 exons.